This is a messenger RNA of Didymodactylos carnosus, 564 nucleotides long. The record is from the annotation of a GenBank genome assembly. NCBI's taxonomy places the organism in Eukaryota, Metazoa, Rotifera, Eurotatoria, Philodinida, Philodinidae.
AUGAGUGGCGUUAAAUAUUUAACAUCAGAUAAUAUUAGUUUGGGAAGAUUAAAUAGGGCGAUUCCCGUAUUCUGCAAUGGUUAUCAAUCUGCUGAGAAUGAUGAUAGACUGAUGCUACGUUUAUACAAUAAUGAAUUAGCAUCAUAUUUUUUGAUGCCAUCUCUUCAUCAUAAACGAGUACAUUGGUCAUUCUUAAACGAAUGUGAAUUAUUAAGUAGAAAACAGCAAGAAAAACAAUUAAUUGAUCAACGACAGCUGACUGAUAUUAUUCAGAAAUAUCCGUUAAAAUUUAAUUCAUUUUUUUCUAAUCACAUAGAUCUGCGUUGUUGGUAUUAUGAUCAAAACAAAUUGAAACAAUGGAUUAAAGAAAAUUAUCCUCGACAGUAUGAAUUGAUAAAUAAUUAUAACUUUAGAGACGAUUUUGAGAGUCCUAAGAUUAUUCAAAUGUUAACUGGUAUACAACAACUAGAAAAUGAACGACAACUUUCAUCGGCGAUGAAAAUUGCAGUUACGUACAUUCUUACCCGUCUUUUAAUACCAUGCGGUUCGUCUACAUCUGCAUGA